This is a messenger RNA of Culex pipiens pallens (northern house mosquito), 698 nucleotides long. RefSeq names its product S-phase kinase-associated protein 1-like. Bases 53 to 568 code for a protein of 171 amino acids. The transcript has 2 exons. Gene Ontology annotation, biological process: SCF-dependent proteasomal ubiquitin-dependent protein catabolic process. The record is from RefSeq and is a predicted model, not a curated record. NCBI's taxonomy places the organism in Eukaryota, Metazoa, Arthropoda, Insecta, Diptera, Culicidae. Gene Ontology annotation, cellular component: nucleus; cytoplasm. Gene Ontology annotation, molecular function: cullin family protein binding.
AUCACAACUUCCAAUCUAGUCACCACUGCUAAAGCUACAAUCCCAUCGCAAAAUGUCCACCAUCAAGCUGGAAACCUCGGACGGCGUCAAGUUCACCGUGAAAACCCAGGUGGCCAAGUGCAGCGGCACCAUCCGGACCAUGCUGGAGGACAUCGGAAUCAAUCCCCAGGAAGGGGAGGCCAUCCCGCUGUCGAACGUCCACUCGACGAUCCUGCAAAAAAUCCUCGUCUGGGCCGAGCACCACGUGGACGAUCCGGAACCACCCCGGGACGAUGCGGACGCCGCCAAACGAACCGACGACAUCUGCUCCUGGGACGAGGACUUCCUCAAGGUGGACCAGCGGACACUGUUCGACGUGAUGCUGGCGGCCAACUAUCUGGACAUGAAGCAGCUGAUUGCGGUCUGCUGCAAAACGGUGGCCAACAUGAUCAAGGGCAAAACGGCCGACCAAAUCCGGAGGACGUUCAACAUCGAGAAUGACUUCCCGCCCGGGGAGGAGGACAAAAUCCGGCUGAGGAACCAGUUUUGCGAGGAACGAAGCGCACAAACGAUUAAAAUCAGUUUGUGAGCAAAAUUCGCCCAACCGAAAAAUGACCUGGAAAAUUGACUUGUUCGUUCGAUUUUCGCGGCGUUCUGUGUUGUGAUAAACAUUUGCCAGGAGCGAGCUUUUCCCGUGUGGGCUUAUGAAUUGGGCUCGU